AUGCCAACCUAUACGGGUUCGUGCUACUGUCGGGCAAUCGAGUAUGAGUUGGAGUUGUCCUCGCCGGAUGACGCACGCACGUCGCUCUGCCAUUGUCGCAAUUGCAAGAAAGCCUUCGGAACCAAUUACGGUCUCACAGCGAAGAUCCCUAAAGACGCCAUCCGCAUCGUCCGCGGGACGCCCAAAGAACAUGCGGCAGACAACGGGUCCGGGGUCGUGAUUCACCGGGAGUUUUGUGCAGAGUGUGGCAGUUUCAUUCUGGAAUAUGGGGAUGCCGUCAAGGAGCAGUCCCGCUACCUCUGCGUUGGAUCCUUGGACGACCCGGAGGCUUUGCCCCCAAAGGGGGAGUUCUUCUGCAGCUCGAGGGCCAGCUGGAUGCCUGUGGUUCCUGGGGUUUUUCACAAGCAGCAGGUGAAAACAUAG
Molecule: messenger RNA, 423 nt
Organism: Aspergillus steynii IBT 23096
Lineage: Eukaryota; Fungi; Ascomycota; Eurotiomycetes; Eurotiales; Aspergillaceae
Product: GFA family protein
Exons: 4
Coding region: 1-423 (140 amino acids)
Molecular function (GO): carbon-sulfur lyase activity
Source: RefSeq, a predicted model, not a curated record